Molecule: messenger RNA, 2191 nt
Organism: Nelumbo nucifera (sacred lotus)
Lineage: Eukaryota; Viridiplantae; Streptophyta; Magnoliopsida; Proteales; Nelumbonaceae
Cellular component (GO): membrane
Molecular function (GO): protein binding
Source: RefSeq, a predicted model, not a curated record
UGGUGCAUUUCUUACUUAUUCUUCUUAAACCAAACCCAUUUCAGCUACCAUCUCUCUAACACAGCCCGUCGAAUUUUGCGGAGGUUUCGAGCAAGAAUUAAAUAAGUUGAUUUCAACAAGAUCAACGCGCGUCGAAUUAUCUCCAACUACAGCCGUUCUGUUGGUAUUCGAUUCAUCUGCUUGGUAGAAAAGGUUAUCAUGUCAACAUCAAAUAUGGUUGUCCCUGAGCUUCUUACACCUACCUUGAAUAACUAUGAUGACUGGAAAGUUUACAUGGAAAGCUACUUAAAGGGGCAAGGCACCUGGGACAUUGUCAAUGGAACUGAAUGUGAGCCAUCAGAGAACGACCCCAAGGCCAAAGUGGUCUGGAGAGAGAAGAAUGCCAGAGCUCUACAUGCAAUUCAAAUUUCUUGUGGUCCUGAGAUGUUCUCCCGUAUUAAAGAGUUAAAGGCAGCUGAAGGUGUGUGGGAACUUCUGGCAAAUUUUCUGGAUGUUAAGCGAGGUUACAUACACAUUGAGUUAGAGAUGGAAAGAUUCAUACUACAGUUUCAUGGAGCAGGAAGGCAAUUUGUAUGGAGGCUUUGGCAUAUAUGGAACACUAUAUAAGACAGAACUGGACAGAGAUAUUGAAGCAGCGAAUUUCUCAGACUUCAGAAGCAUGAGUGUUCCGAUUGAUAUGUCAUUAAUGAACACUGCUCUCCAUAUUGCAGCCAUGAAAGGAGACACAGAUUUUCUCAAUGAUAUGUCCUGCCACAUUUCAGCACAACAGUUGGAAAUUCGAAACUCCUAUGGGCUUACAUCUCUUCAUUAUGCUGCUUUAUUUGGAAGAAUUGAGUUUGCAAAGGGCUUAUUGAGUAUAAAUCGUAAAUUGCUAUUGAUCACUGAUAAUGGUGGUAUCAAUACUCCGCUCAUAUUGGCUGCUUAUGCGGGCCAAAAGGAUUUGAUCAUGUAUCUCUACUCUGAAACUGCAUUAGAAGACCUGACAUCACAGUCCUCCAGUGCACUUCUUACCUCUUUGAUUACAGCUGACAUGUAUGGUUUAGCUGGGGAUCUGGUUAGGCGGUCCAACAAAUUAGACAUUUACUCAUGGAAGAUUGCCUUGCAAGAAUUGGCCAAAAGACCUCAGGCAUUUGAAAGGCAAAUUAAUAUUGUCCCAAGGUUAAUUUUCUCAUCCUGCCAAAGGAUGAACAGACGAGGCCAGAAUUUUCUCCUACGACUAGUACCAGGUCUGAAGACUCUGUACGAGGAGAAAUUGAGGAGCAGUGAUGCAAGAGACUUGCUCAAUGAACUCUUUUAUAAGCUUCGAAUUGCUGACAUAGAUGAUGAGGUGGUGGAGAUACUUGCAACAUCACUGACCCUUGCUGCAGAGUUUGGAGUGGUGGAGUUCUUUGACAUGGCUUUUCAAAAAGCUGGUCGCAUCUUAGGAUACUUUGGCCCUCGUUGGCUUCCUUUGAUUAAAAUUGUGGUCAUAAAUCGACGGUUAAGGAUUUUAGAUCUGUUAAGUAAGAAAAUUAUUGGAAGACCUUUGGUAGGAGGCUUUUUGGAUGAUUCUAGAAACACAAUUCUGCAUUGGGCAACUGUUCCUGGAGCAAUUUUCCGGUUGCAAGCUGAACUCCAAUGGUUUAAGGGAGUCGAAAAAUUUGUUUCCCCCUCCUAUACAAAUCAAACAAACUUAGAGGGUGAGACAGCGAGAGCUUUAUUUAAUAAAGAGCACAGACAGCUGAUUGUUGAAGGAGAGAAAUGGACCAAGGAGAUGGCAUCGUCGUGUUCAUUCAUUGCUGCCCUCAUCAUCACGGUAUCUUUUGCUGCAGCUUUUACUGUACCAGGUGGUAACAAGGACAAUGUAGGCAUUCCUGUUUUCCUAUCGGAUCAUACCUUCAUGUUAUUUGUGGUAUCUGAUACAGUAGCCUUCUUUGGUGCAACGGCUUCAUUGCUAUCAUUCCUUAGAUUUUUCACUUUGAACAGCACAGAAGAUGCUCUCAUGCUACUGCCUGACACUAUGAUAUCCCGGCUCACUACGCUCUUCAUCUCUGUGUUUGCCAUGAUGUUGGCCUUCAUUGCUGCCAUUGUUAUAAUGUUCCAUGAUUGAUUUCCUUUGGUGUCCAUUGUACUGGCCUCGCUUGUUUCUGUCCCGGUGGCAACGCUGUUUUCACGGCAUCAUCAAUGGAUUUCGAAAAGUUGUUAGUUGUUA